Molecule: messenger RNA, 2190 nt
Organism: Zingiber officinale
Lineage: Eukaryota; Viridiplantae; Streptophyta; Magnoliopsida; Zingiberales; Zingiberaceae
Product: MACPF domain-containing protein At1g14780-like
Exons: 8
Coding region: 235-2043 (602 amino acids)
Biological process (GO): regulation of salicylic acid mediated signaling pathway; plant-type hypersensitive response
Cellular component (GO): plasma membrane
Source: RefSeq, a predicted model, not a curated record
AUAAACAGCUAUGCAACAACAAGUACAUCGUGCCGUUUCAUAAGUGUACAAGUCAAGUCAUACAAAGUCAAUGCCUUUUUCUCAAUAUUUUAUGCAUAUCAGCAAGUGCCGCGACAUCGAAGUCGACCAAGCUGUGGAAGCAGUGGAGGAGGUCUCCUUUGACGAGCUCUAAGGGGCUACUUCUAUAUUAUUAUCUGCAGGAAGAGAAAAGGGCAGGGAACGGGUAGCUAGAGGAUGACUAGAGCUGUGGAGAGAGCCGUACGGUGCUUGGGAAAGGGCUUCGAUGUCACCUGCGACUUCCGGCCGGAGUACUGCCGGGGAAAGGAGGAGAGGCUUGUGGUGUUAAACGAGGAGACGAGGGAGCUGGCGGUGCCGGGGUUUGGCUCGUGCCAGGACGUGCCGGCUGAUAUAAAUUGCGAUAAGGGCGAUCGCAUCCGAUUCCAGUCCGAUGUGCUCGAGUUUACUCAGAUGGCGGAGCUGUUCAACCACCGGAGUUCCAUGGCCGGCAAAAUCCCCUGCGGCUUCUUCAACUACGCGUUCGGGUUCGAAGGGAGCGGAUGGGCGCAGGACGCGUCGAGCACUAAGCUCCUCGCCAUGGACGGCUGCUUCAUCACCCUCUUCGACCUCCGGAUCGAACGCCAACCUCUCACUCUGACUAAACGGGUCAUCGACGCCGUCCCUUCCACUUGGGACCCCACUGCAAUCGCAAGAUUCAUUGAAGACUUCGGCACGCAUGUAAUUACAGGGCUAAGUGUGGGAGGACAGGAUGUGAUCUAUGUGAAGCAGGAUCAGUCCUCCAAUCUCUCUCCCUCUGAGCUUAAGCAGCACCUUGAUAAUCUUGGGGAUCAGCUAUUCACUGGAACAUGUGUUCUUCCACCGCUCCAUUCGAAACCUAAAGAACAUAAGAUCAAGGUGCCCGAGGCUUUCAAUGUGUUUGAUCAGCAGAACGAAUUCCUCAAGGGUGUCCCUCCAGUUUUCAGCAAAGAUGGUGUGACAGUAACGUGCUUCAAGAGAGGAGGAGAUGCUUCAGCAAGCAGCCAUUACGAGUGGCUCCCCACUGUGACUUCGAUGCCCGAUGUCAUCAACUUGACCUUCGUUCCGAUCACCUCCCUGCUCAAGGGGGUCUCUGGCAUCGGCUUCCUGUCUCAUGCCAUCAACCUCUACCUUCGAUAUAAACCUCCUCUAUCAGAUUUGCGUUACUUUUUAGACUUCCAGUGCAAUAAGCUUUGGGCUCCCAUGCACAAUGAUCUACCUCUUGGCCCGAUGUCGAACAUGUCCAUUGCUACUCCUUCUCUGACUUUCAACCUGAUGGGACCUAAGCUCUAUGUCAACACCACAAAGGUCGUCGUCGGAAAACUAGUGCCGGUGACCGGAAUGAGGCUGCACCUUGAAGGCAAGAAAAAUGAUAGGCUGGCCAUCCACCUGGAGCACCUGUUACAGACUCCUACGUUCAUCGGAGCGCAGCCCGGUUCAGCAACCUUCUGGCGGUCAUCCGAUAUGAUUACCGGCGACGAAGGAUACUUGGAGCAGGUGCAAAGUAAGAAGUUCACGCGAGUGAGCACGAUCCCGGUCAAGUACGACCCCCUGUGGCCGACCAAAGGCGGCGGGACCGCUUUCAUCGUCACCGGAGCUCAGCUGCACGUGAUAGCUAAGGAGCAGUAUAACGUGCUGCACCUCGGGCUGCUAUACACCGAGGUGCGCGGUUGCAUCGUGUGCCGGUCGCAGUGGCGGCGAGGCCCAUCGGGGCUUUCUCAGAAGUCGAACUUCUUCUCGGCGAUGAGCGCCUCCCUCUCCGGCGGCAUCGAGAAGGAAAAACAGCAGCAUCAGGAACGAGAAGUGGUGGUAGACUCUGCCAUUUUCCCCAAGGGCCCGCCGGUGCCGGUGGCUGCCCAAAAGCUGCUGAAAUUUGUGGACACUGCUCAGCUAUGCCAGGGGCCGCAACACAGCCCCGGCCAUUGGCUGGUCACCGGCGCAAAGUUGGACGUUGAGAAGGGGAAGAUCAGGCUACAUGUUAAGUUCUCGCUUCUCACUUCGGUUUGGUGAAGGUCGAUCGGGACGACCAAACUUGUGGUUUCUUGCUUCAAUUUUCUGAAAUUGUACAGAAGAUUCCUUCAUCAGUUCUGUCAGCCUAAAAUCAAACAAUCUUGCACUAUAAUAAUCCUUGUUAAGAAGUUGUUGAGUUUCAUAUCA